GUGUCGUGGGUCCUGUUUUGGGCUCCUGAAUGUUAACCUACGAGCUAGCUUAGCUGGCGAGGAAGUUCAAUAUGUGGAUGGUUUAAAAGAUUAAAACUACAACCACAGAGAACUCAAUAGAAUGAUGGAAACAUUAAGAGAUGAAGAUAUGUCUAAACUAUCCAGAACAGAACUGCGUAAGCAGAAACUUGCAGAGUAUUUGGCAAUGAAAGGCAGAUUGAAGCCACCAAACCCCAAACCUUACCUCAAGGACAGUGCAGUUCUAAAGAAGAAUUCAGGUGAAGGAAAGGAGAACCAUGUCCUCCCCAGUGCUAUGGGUGCAAAAAAAGAUGCAAAGACUGAAAAAACAUUUACGAAGAACAAAAACUUCACCACUUCAAAAUUGGAGUUGAGAACCAUAUCCAAGGCCCCUUCUGCCAUUAGCAUACCUCUGCACUUCAAACCAAGUAUGUCUCAGACUGCCCGCCAGUAUUAUGGAACACAGAAUAUGAAUGGAACAACCUUUGCUAGAAAUGCCUCUCUCAAACAGUUACCAUCUAAAGUUGCUCCCCAAAAAUGUGUCGGGGUUCAACAGUCUAACACUGCUAAGAUUCAUACACGCACCCCAUUUGGGUCCUCUUCUCUCAAAGCACAUGGAAAUGGUGCCGAGACAAAUUUCUCAAGAAAAGGAAAGGAAUCUGCAUUACAUAACACAACAUCCAUAUCGUUGCUCAAAUGUUACACAGUAGCAAAGCAGCCAUCAAAUACUGUCCAAAAGAAUGUUGAAGCCAAACAAUUUACUAGGACACAAAUCAGACUUGCACAGAAUGGCACUAAGGCUAGUGUAACAAGACCAGGACAAAAGCCCAGAGUUAGUCAUGGUCAGGGCAAAAGAUCCAGUGGCUCUGUUCAGUUCAAGGAACCUUUGAUGUGUAAAUCGCAGGCAAAACCAGUCAGAACCCAACUUUUUCGGAAUAAGUCUCUUUUGCAAGGGACACAAUUAAAUAAGCCAGGUCCUACUACGCAAGCAGCUUAUAGCUCAGACAAGACAAACCCCACUCUUUCUUCAGCUUCCUCUAAAACUACAAAGGUUACCAGACCAACAACUGUGAGGGUGGCAGGUGUUAAAAAUGCAGUCCCCCAGCAGCAGCGAACCACAGUUCAACUCUCCACUAAUCCUACUGUCCAAGCCGCAGUGCCACACACUGCUCCACGCAACUCCAAGAGCUCCAGCCAGGCCAGGGGCACAAUGCCACCAAAGACCCCCAAAUCUGCAUUUAAUUCUGGGACUCAGGGUGUCAGGACUGUCCCCCAGGAUGGCAGGAAUAAACUGACAGCUGCUCAGGAGGAGAGACUGCGUAAACUCCAGGAGUGGCGAGAGGCAAAAGGCAUCACGUACAAACGCCCUCCAAUGCCUGUUCAGUCAGUGAGGAAAAGGACUUCCGCUCCUCCUCAGAAUUACUGGACUACUAUGGAACAGGAAGAUGAGGUCCAUGGCUUUGUUUGUGCUGUGGACCAGUCACUGAAUGAUUGCAUCAAACUUAUACAGCAGGGCUGCCCAGUAGACCAAGUAAGAGAUGUUCUGUCUCGGGUGCCAAUGGCAGAGAAAUUUGCCAAGUACUGGAUUUGCCAAGUCAGACUAAUGGAGAGAGAGGGAAACUUUGAUGUCCUGCCCACAUUUGAGGAAGCUGUUCGUAUUGUCAGAGAGUCUGUGGAUGAACUGCGCUCUGUGGUUUUUGAGAUCCUGAAAAGAAAAGAAGCAAAAGGCUCGUCUUCCAUUCAGAUAGAUGAAGAAGGUGAAAAGGAGGAACAUUAUAAUUCCCUGUGCACCCCAAAACCUGUUGCUGUGUGGAUUCAUGGGGAAAAGGGAGAGUCAUCUGUAAUAAAAUAUAAAAUCACAGCUACACCAAGUGGGAAAAUCGGUCAGAAGAAGGUGAAACCGGGUCAAAUCGGUGGCCACGAAAUCCGUUUCUUCACUCCGGUACGCCGCUCGCUACGCAUUGAGAGAACAGCGCCCCACUUCCCAGCAGCCCUACAGGAGCACGACCCCUGCGUAACAUCUCUCCGAGAGCUUCUGACACAGGGAGAAAGUGAGGGCGAUAGCACCCAUCUGACAGAAGCAGGAGAUUCUCCCUUGUAUGUGUACAGAGAAAAUGAGGCCCUGAAGGAGCAAGUGCAUGUCAGGUUGACUUAUGAUGAGGCAGUAGCCUGACAACUAAACUAAACAGAACAUUAUCAGGGGGAGGUUAUUUUUACCCAACAUUGUGUCUCAAGCAUCAACUUUCAUAACCUUUACUGGAAGUAACUCAUAUUUAUGUCACAUAACAGAAAGGUCAUGGGGAUUUGUCACAACUUAUCCAGUGUAACUAUUAUCUGGACUGUCAAAUGCAAACAAUGGAAUAAGAAAUUUUUUAUUUUUUUUUUUACUUUUCAUGGGAGCAGCUAUUCUGAUAUCAGAGAACAUUGAUUUAGGAAUGACUCCAAUUCUGUACAGUGUUUUCAUGUAAGUGCUUGGUACCCCAAGGUGGUCCACAUUUUGCUCUGUCCCAACUCUCAGCACGCUUUCCACAAGCCCAUAAGAGCACUGAACACCUAAUACAAGCAUACUGGGAGCUAGGUAAGACCAAAAAUGUAGUCCACAUUUUGGGUCCCAUUGACUGCUCUGUGUGUGAAGAGCAAGGGAUAUUUGGACAGUAAGAUAAAUACAUUAUUUGUGGUAAUUGUAUUGUUUGAGAAAACCAGAUGGUAUUUUGUAUCAGUUAUUCAAUAAUGUUUAAUAAAUGCAAUAAAAUGAGUGAUCACUUUGAGAUACACCUUCCCUAUAGAUGUGCUUGGAGGGUACUGAUCCUUUCCUGGUCAGUUUUAUGUAUUAGAGUGCACCGAUGGUUCUUUGUACAGCCGCACCAGACAAUUUUUUAAAACGGCAGGUGAUGUCUGGAUAUCUCGUGACUAUACAGUACUAUGUAAAGGUCUUAUGCAACCCAAGAAACAUAUGUUUAAGGCUGUUUAGCAGCGCAGUAUAUCUAUUUCAUUAAACAAAAAAAGUCCUAAGGUAAAUUCUACAUUUCUUCUUUACUUGUUUAAAAUGUCUAAGUAAUCCCAGUUUCAAAUAUAUGGA
This is a messenger RNA of Electrophorus electricus (electric eel), 3097 nucleotides long. It is a transcript of the gene ckap2l, whose product is annotated as cytoskeleton associated protein 2-like. Gene Ontology annotation, cellular component: cytosol; centrosome; mitotic spindle. The record is from RefSeq and is a predicted model, not a curated record. NCBI's taxonomy places the organism in Eukaryota, Metazoa, Chordata, Actinopteri, Gymnotiformes, Gymnotidae.